GAAACGCUGUCGUGUGUGCUUCGCUCUCUCUGUCCGUUACGCGCUAGUUCGCCCGUUCGCUUGUCUGUUAGCAAGUGCUCCCCAGUUGCCGGGAAGAUGAAGUCCGCAUCGACCGCCGUGUGCACGCCGCAGAGGGCCCCCGCCGUCGGCGGCCGCGUCCACCGGCGAGACAGCAGCAGCGAGGUGCAGCUGUACCUCAGCAAGCUGCGGCGCCUGCUGCCCGCGCGCCCCGGCGCCCGGCGCCUCACCAAGCUGGAGGUCAUCCAGAGCGUCAUCGACUACAUCUGCGACCUGCAGUACUGCCUGGAGAUGCCGCUGGAGGCCGUCGACGCUUCCCUCAAGACAACCGCCGUCCAGCUGCCGGCCGAAGCCCUGUCAGAGGACAGGACGUCGCCUGCCUGCGGCGAGCACGAACCUGCGUUCUUCGGCGGCGACCACGACCGGCUGUGCUCGGCUGCAGCUGAGGUCGACGAAUUGGAACUGGAGGAGGAGGACCUGAUGAUGGAGGAGGAAGACCUGGAGGCGGAGGAAGACGCGGAGGCGGAGAGCGUGGCGCCUGCGCCGUCCGCCCCCGCCGCCCCCGCGCCGACGCCUGCCUCCCAGGAGCAGCAGGGGCUGCCCGCGCCGUGCUGAGUUGCCGGCAUCCCAGGCGCCGCCAGCCACUGUGCGCUGCCCAGCACUCUGUGUUCCUCCUGCGUGCGCCGACGGGCCACGAGACUGACUCCCCCGACUGGAGCUGCACCGCCCCUCAGCAAAAGACUGCUCCCCUUCCCCAUGUGCACAUGGUGCAUUUCGGUACUAAGAACUGCAGAGGACAUUGUUCGAGACUCCGCUCCUUCAUUUUCAUCAGUUGUUUACGCAUAACUCGUGUUGUCCCAUCAAGAUGUGUUGUCAUACUGUACGAUUUUUCACUGUGUAUCGUAACUAUUUAUUUCAUCGUGACGAUGUUUCUGAAUUGUGCCUUCUAUUGACAGAAACGAAAUUGUAUUCAGCAGUUCUCAAAGAAAAAAGUACUCUGCUUUAAUUUUCUCAAAUUGUGAGACACGAGACUUGUCCGAGCGAGUAUUAUAUCUUGUUAUUGUCUGUGAUUUUAGUUUAAUGUUCUGUACAAAUCAUUGUAUAUACUCCUUUAUAUAUGUACAUAUUAAUAGAGAAAAUAUUGAAAAUUAUGCUGAAUGAAAGAUAUUAACAUUAUUUUUUGUAAUACAAACAACAAUAAAUGAUUUAUAAUGAUUAUAUAA
Messenger RNA from Schistocerca cancellata (South American locust), 1241 nucleotides. RefSeq names its product protein extra-macrochaetae-like. Gene Ontology annotation, molecular function: protein dimerization activity; transcription regulator activity. Gene Ontology annotation, biological process: negative regulation of transcription by RNA polymerase II; circadian regulation of gene expression; cell differentiation. Bases 97 to 633 code for a protein of 178 amino acids. The transcript is spliced from 2 exons. Gene Ontology annotation, cellular component: nucleus; cytoplasm. NCBI's taxonomy places the organism in Eukaryota, Metazoa, Arthropoda, Insecta, Orthoptera, Acrididae. The record is from RefSeq and is a predicted model, not a curated record.